Molecule: messenger RNA, 2730 nt
Organism: Oryzias melastigma (Indian medaka)
Lineage: Eukaryota; Metazoa; Chordata; Actinopteri; Beloniformes; Adrianichthyidae
Product: receptor-type tyrosine-protein phosphatase mu
Biological process (GO): protein dephosphorylation
Cellular component (GO): membrane
Molecular function (GO): protein binding; protein tyrosine phosphatase activity
Source: RefSeq, a predicted model, not a curated record
CUGGAUCUCCUCCCUCCACCUUCACCUUACCCAAAGCCAGCACGCUUGGCUCCUCCAUGCCCACCAACUCCUUCUAUCCUGAUCCCUUUGUGCCUACAGCAGUUCUCGUGCCUAUUAAUGAUGAAGGCCAGAACCUGGGCAGCGAGACCAGCAGCCUGGUGCAGUCCCACACCCACUCCUUGAGAAAGCGGGAGGUCGUGGAUGUUCCGUACCAGACGGGUCAGCUGCACCCUGCCAUCCGGGUGGCAGACCUUCUUCAACACAUAACUCAAAUGAAGUGUGCUGAGGGCUAUGGCUUCAAAGAGGAGUACGAGAUAAAUGAGAGUUUUUUUGAAGGACAGACUGCACCAUGGGACUCUGCCAAGAUGGAUGAGAACCGCAUGAAGAACCGCUAUGGAAAUAUCAUUGCAUAUGAUCACUCCCGUGUCAGGCUGCAGGCGCUGGAAGGGGAACAGAGCUCCGAUUACAUUAAUGCAAAUUAUGUUGAUGGAUACCACAGGCCGAAUCACUACAUUGCCACUCAGGGGCCCAUGCAAGAGACGGUUUCUGAUUUCUGGAGGAUGGUCUGGCAAGAGAACACUGCAGCCAUCGUCAUGGUGACCAACCUGGUGGAAGUGGGCAGGGUGAAGUGCUGCAAGUACUGGCCCGAUGACACGGAGAUCUACAAAGACAUCAAGGUGACACUGAUAGAGACCGAGCUGCUUUCAGAAUAUGUCAUCCGAACAUUUGCAGUGGAAAAGAGAGGAGCUCAUGAGAUCCGAGAGAUCCGACAGUUUCACUUUACUGGAUGGCCAGACCAUGGCGUUCCCUAUCAUGCCACAGGCCUGUUGGGUUUCAUUAAGAGAGUCAAGUCAAAGACCCUGACCAAUGCUGGGCCCAUGGUGGUUCAUUGCAGUGCCGGGGCCGGUCGAACUGGCUGCUUCAUCGUCAUUGACAUCAUGCUGGACAUGGCAGAAAGAGAGGGUGUAGUAGACAUUUACAACUGUGUGAGGGAACUGCGCUCCCGGAGAGUCAACAUGGUCCAGACAGAGGAGCAAUAUGUCUUCAUACAUGAUGCAAUCUUGGAGGCCUGUCUUUGUGGGGACACCAUCAUCCCUGCUAGCCAGCUCCGCUCUGUGUACUACGAUAUGAACCGCCUUGACCCGCAGACCAACUCCAGUCCUAUUAAAGAGGAGUUUAGGACUCUAAAUAUGGUGACUCCCACACUGCGGGUGGAGGACUGCAGUAUUGCCCUGCUGCCUCGAAACCAUGAGAAGAAUCGAUGCAUGGAUGUCCUUCCUCCUGAUCGUUGCCUCCCCUUUCUAAUCACCAUUGAUGGGGAGAGCUCUAAUUACAUCAAUGCUGCACUCAUGGAUAGUUACAAGCAGCCCUCUGCAUUCAUUGUGACCCAGCACCCUCUCCCAAAUACAGUAAAGGACUUCUGGAGGUUGGUGCUGGAUUACCACUGCACAUCCAUAGUAAUGCUCAAUGAUGUGGACCCAGCUCAGUUGUGUCCACAGUACUGGCCAGAAAAUGGAGUUCACCGUCACGGACCUAUCCAGGUGGAGUUUGUCUCUGCAGACUUAGAAGAGGACAUCAUCAGCAGAAUCAUUCGGAUCUACAACGCAGCUAGGCCUCAGGAUGGCUACCGGAUGGUCCAGCAGUUCCAGUUUCUGGGCUGGCCCAUGUACAGAGACACCCCCAUGUCCAAACGCUCCUUCUUGAAACUCAUUCGACAAGUGGACAAGUGGCAGGAGGAGUAUGACGGCGGAGAGGGCCGCACUGUGGUGCACUGCCUAAAUGGGGGUGGCCGCAGUGGGACCUUCUGUGCCAUCAGCAUUGUGUGUGAAAUGCUGCAGCACCAGCGCUCGGUGGAUGUUUUCCAUGCUGUCAAAACACUGAGAAAUAACAAACCUAACAUGGUGGACCUACUGGAACAAUACAAGUUUUGCUACGAAGUAGCACUGGAAUAUUUGAACUCUGGCUAGUUCGGACCUGCUGAAGAAAAGACCAGUUUGAUGACAUUCAAGAUUAAUCAUCUUCAAUGUGAGAAUUGGGAUUCACAAGUUUGUAUUAUUGACCUCACUGGAGUGAGUACAUUCAUACAUUGCGCACAUCUGACCACCUCUCCUACUACACAGUGCAGACUGGAAAGUUAAACUGUUCUUUUUUCUCAUGUAACAGCCUAUUUCUGUCUCUUCUGGUGAGGGUAGCCAGAAUUAUUACAAAACAGUAUUUACUUUCUCCUCCUCCCUGGAUUUUCCUCUCUUGUUAUCUCAAAUACUUGUCCUCUACUUAUGGCCUGGUACUUCAAUAGGCAGCAAGCAUUAAACAUUCUUCAUCUUUUAAUAGAUUGUGACACUUUGUACAACCCGUUAUCACUUUUCUAGUUUGAUAUCCGAUUUUUUUGUGCUCUGUACUAUAUAGUCAUUUUUGCAGAAUAUUUAAGCAUUAUUGUCUGAAAAAGGUAUUACUUUCAAUGGCUUCCAUCAUUUUGAGGACAGCUCACAGUGUUUUCUGUACAAUGAUCCAAAGCUUUAUUUGCACCUCCAUCAAAUUAGUGUUAUGCAUACUGUACAUAUUCCUGUAAAUUAUUUAUUUGCAGUACUUGCUUUUUCUGUGAUUUACUGUAAGUGACAAUCAUGUGUUCUUUGGUUUAUUGACUGAACUUGUUUUUAUUUUAUAUGACUUAGAAUCAACUGUAAGAUAAAACAGAGAUCCAAUAAAUAAAAUGUAUUAUAUAUAUAUAAA